Molecule: messenger RNA, 1043 nt
Organism: Tyto alba (common barn owl)
Lineage: Eukaryota; Metazoa; Chordata; Aves; Strigiformes; Tytonidae
Gene: TCF15
Product: transcription factor 15
Exons: 2
Coding region: 133-684 (183 amino acids)
Biological process (GO): developmental process; regulation of transcription by RNA polymerase II
Molecular function (GO): DNA-binding transcription factor activity, RNA polymerase II-specific; RNA polymerase II transcription regulatory region sequence-specific DNA binding; protein dimerization activity
Source: RefSeq, a predicted model, not a curated record
GCCGCUGGAGCGGAGCAGCAGCGGGAAAGCAUCCGGAGCCGGCCCGUCGCAGCCGUGCCGGUGGGGGAAGGCUCCCCGCAACCCGGGGGGUCCCCCCGCAGCGGGGCUGGGGGCGCGGGCGGGCACCCCGCCAUGGCCUUCACCAUGCUGCGCCCCGUGGCCGCCCGCGUGCUGUACCCCGACCUCAGCAUCCUCUCGGAGGACGAGGAGAACCGGAGCGAGAGCGACACGUCGGACCAGUCGUUCGGGUGCUGCGAGGGCGCCGAGGCUCGCCGCAAGCUGCCGCGGAAACCGGGGCCGAUGGUGAUGGUGAAGCAGAGGCAGGCGGCCAACGCGCGGGAGAGGGACCGGACCCAAAGCGUCAACACGGCCUUCACCGCCCUGCGGACCCUCAUCCCCACCGAGCCGGUGGAUCGGAAGCUGUCCAAGAUCGAGACCCUCCGCCUGGCCUCCAGCUACAUCUCCCACCUGGCCAACGUGCUGCUGCUGGGCGAGGGCUGCGAGGACGGGCAGCCCUGCUUCAGUGCCAUCUACGGUGCCAAGGGCGACCUGGACAGCAAGCAGCCCCGCAGCAUCUGCACCUUCUGCCUCAGCAACCAGCGGAAAGGGGGCGGCCGGAGGGACCUUGGGGGCAACUGCCUGAAGGUGCGGGGGGUGACCCCGCUGCGAGUUUCGCGGAGAUGAGCCGGGGUCCGGCAGCACCCGCCUGAGACAGCGGCAGAGCCGGCCGGAGCCCGCGCAUGCCAGCCCCAGAGACCGGAGCGGGGAGGGAGGGAGAUGCCCGCGGCCGAACCCGGGGGGGGGACACGGGCUGGGACCGCACCGACACCGGCCCCGGAGCCGGCAGCGGGGCGGGAGGAUGCUCCCACGGCCGAGGCUGCCCGGCGCGGGGCAGGGCCGGGGAGGGGGGUCCCCGCGCCCCGGGGCUGGACUGGAAAGGGGCCCGUGUGCGGCCGGCGUCGAGGCGCUCCGGGGACGUCGCAGCCCCGCGGGCGCUGGUUGCGCACGUGCAGCCGCUUGGAAAAUAAACUUUAUUUUUCUGA